Budorcas taxicolor (takin) is the source of this 279-nucleotide messenger RNA. Its product is annotated as C-C motif chemokine 4. Gene Ontology annotation, molecular function: chemokine activity; CCR chemokine receptor binding. Lineage: Eukaryota; Metazoa; Chordata; Mammalia; Artiodactyla; Bovidae. Gene Ontology annotation, cellular component: extracellular region. Gene Ontology annotation, biological process: G protein-coupled receptor signaling pathway; chemokine-mediated signaling pathway; monocyte chemotaxis. Bases 1 to 279 code for a protein of 92 amino acids. The transcript is spliced from 3 exons. The record is from RefSeq and is a predicted model, not a curated record.
AUGAAGCUCUGUGUGACUGUCCUGUCCCUUCUCAUGCUCAUUGCUGCCUUCUGUCCUCCGGCGCUUUCAGCACCAAUGGGCUCAGACCCUCCCACGGCCUGCUGCUUCUCUUACACCCUGCGGCAGAUUCCUCGCAACUUUGUGAUUGACUACUACGAGACCAGCAGCCUCUGCUCCCAGCCAGCCGUGGUAUUCCAGACCAAAAAGGGCAGGCAAGUCUGCACCAACCCCAGUGAGCCCUGGGUCCAGGAGUACAUGGAUGACCUCGAACUGAACUGA